AUGCCUCUUAAGCGCAAAGUGUCGCGCGCAACCUCCCCAGUCCGGCCGUCGCCAGCGAAGAGGCCACGCCAGGCGGAGAUCGAUGGCGAUGCCUUCGCCGCCCCGGCGUUCAAUCAUACGCGCGAAGAAGAGCGGGUUGGCAUCGUCCAGCGCGACUUCUACCCAGCCGAGAUGAGCCAUGAGCGCUGCGAGCGGUAUAACAACAACGAGAUACCGCGUCCGCUGGAAGUGCUGAACCGAACACUUGAGGAGACGAAGCUGCAGCGCCAAAGCGUCGCAGUCGGCGAAGCAGUAGUGCAUUGGUUCAAGCGCGACCUGCGCACCUUUGACAAUCGCGCCUUGAGCAUGGCGAGUGCAAAAGCGAAGAGUAAAGGCGUGCCACUCAUCUGCAUGUUCAUAGUCAGUCCGCAAGAUUACCAAGCCCAUCUCACCAGCGCGCCGCGAGUCGACUUCGAGCUGCGUACGUUGGAGGUAAUGAAAGAAGAUUUGGCGGAGAAGGACAUACCACUAUAUGUCACCACCAUCGAAGAGCGUAAGAAUGUCAUCCCACAUAUCAUGCAGAAAUGUGAGGAAUGGAAUGCAAAACACAUCUACUGUAAUAUCGAGUAUGAAGUUGACGAACUCCGCCGCGAGAGUAAGCUCGUUAAGAAAUGUCUUGACCAAGGCAUCUCCUUCACAGCCGUCCACGACGACGUAGUUGUUCCACCCGAGACGCUGGUAACAGGCGCCGGGAAACAAUAUUCUGUCUACUCCCCUUGGUUCCGCGCCUGGAUCAAACACAUCCAUGAGCACCCUCACCUUCUCGAUGCCUUCCCGCCACCGACACCUAAUCCGCCAACAGCGCGCCAACUCUUCGAACCCAUCUUCGCCUCGCCCUUGCCAACCACUCCACCCAACAAAAGCCUUACAAUCGAGGAGCGGAACCGCUUCGCCUCCCUCUGGCCCGCCGGCGAACACGAAGCCCACUCUCGCCUCACCCGCUUCCUCCACGAGAAGGUAGGCAAAUACAAAGAAACCCGCAACUUCCCCGCCCACAACUCCACUGGCCUCCUCUCCGUGCACUUUUCCUCCGGCACUCUCGCAGCUCGUACAGCCAUCCGUUCCGCCCGUGAUAUCAACAGCACCAAGAAACUCGACGGCGGCAACCUCGGCAUAACCGGCUGGAUCUCCGAACUAGCGUGGCGGGACUUCUACAAACAUGUCCUGGCCCACUGGCCGUACGUGUGCAUGCAUAAGCCAUUCAAGUACGAGUACACCGACAUCGAAUGGGAGUAUGAUGAUGCGAAGUUUGAGGCGUGGUGUGAAGGGAGGACAGGGUAUCCGAUUGUGGAUGCUGCGAUGCGGCAGUUGAAUUACAUGGGGUAUAUGCAUAAUCGGUGUCGAAUGAUUGUUGCUUCGUUUCUCGCCAAAGACCUUCUUACCGAUUGGCGGAGGGGAGAACGAUAUUUCAUGGAACAUCUCAUUGAUGGAGAUUUUGCAAGUAACAACGGCGGUUGGGGGUUCUCGGCGAGUACGGGAGUUGAUCCACAGCCUUACUUUCGCAUCUUCAACCCUUUGCUGCAGUCAGAGAAAUUCGACGAAGGCGGGGAGUACAUUCGGAAGUGGAUUCCGGAGUUGGCCGGGGUGGUGGGGACUGCGAUUCAUGACCCGUAUGGGAGGGGUGCGGGUAAGGUGGCGGAAAAGGCUGGGUAUCCAAGGCCGAUUGUGGACCAUAAGAUGGCCAGGGAGAGAGCGCUGGCGAGGUAUAAGGAGGGGUUAGGGAGGAGCACGGCGAAUCUUGGAGGUGGUGUUCAUAAUUGA
Molecule: messenger RNA, 1800 nt
Organism: Baudoinia panamericana UAMH 10762
Lineage: Eukaryota; Fungi; Ascomycota; Dothideomycetes; Mycosphaerellales; Teratosphaeriaceae
Exons: 1
Coding region: 1-1800 (599 amino acids)
Biological process (GO): entrainment of circadian clock by photoperiod; circadian regulation of gene expression
Cellular component (GO): cytoplasm; nucleus
Molecular function (GO): FAD binding; DNA binding
Source: RefSeq, a predicted model, not a curated record